Messenger RNA from Lutzomyia longipalpis, 1059 nucleotides. RefSeq names its product polyglutamine-binding protein 1 (gene PQBP1). Gene Ontology annotation, molecular function: ribonucleoprotein complex binding; protein binding. The coding region runs from base 97 to 1035 and encodes 312 amino acids. NCBI's taxonomy places the organism in Eukaryota, Metazoa, Arthropoda, Insecta, Diptera, Psychodidae. Gene Ontology annotation, biological process: alternative mRNA splicing, via spliceosome. The record is from RefSeq and is a predicted model, not a curated record. Gene Ontology annotation, cellular component: nuclear body; cytoplasm. The transcript has 3 exons.
AAAAACAACACAACAAAAACAAAUCCUUGCAAAAUUGCAUUAAAAAGUAAUUUUAUUUAGUUUUCGUACAUUAUCGGAAGUGAAAGGAAGCAAAGAAUGUCCUUGCCACCAGCUCUAUUAGCUCGCCUUGCUAAGAGAGGGAUAAUUGACAGUGCAAAAGAACCAGAAAACAUCCAGAAUGAAGAAAUCAUCGCUGAGGAUUAUGAUGAAGUCGAGGAGCCAGCUCAGUAUGAUUUUGAACCGGUUAAAAAGCCUCAGGAUAAUUUUUGGAGUGAGAGCUUGAAACGUCGGAUCACGGAAGGGAAUAAUUUGGGAUACAAGGGAUGCCCCAAUAAGUACAACAUCUUCCACCGAUGCACCCUUUUCUGCAUCAAUCACUGGGGUGAUGGAAUAACUCAGCCAUCGGAGGAGUACUUGAGACGCAAGGAGAAGCUCCUGAAGAGGUAUCCUCUCCCGAAGAAUUGGACCGAAGUGUUUGAUGAAGGAUGUGGAGCUCAUUAUUACUGGAAUUCUCAGGAUGAUACAGUCUCGUGGCUUCCACCAACACAUCCAAAGUCUCAUAUAUCAAAAAGUGCAGCAGCUUUGAGGAAGGAACUCGAUGAGGUGUCUCCAGAAGAGGAUUUGGAGAGUUCUCUGCCACCAAUUCAAUCGCAAACAGACACAGAGAUGAUCCCCCUUCCACAGUCUGAAUCUGAUUAUGUUAAAUCCCAAAUGCCUCCGCCUAAGAAGUCCAAAUCAAGGGAUCUCGAGAAGGCGCUUAAAUCCAAGUCUGAGCGUCGUUCUCGUGGCUACAAGCCCCCUAAGGAUCUCGAUGUUCUCGAUCCAAUGGAUCCGGCAUCGUAUUCAGACACACCACGAGGAACUUGGGCAUCUGGUCUUGAUCAUGAGGAUAAGAAAUCAGGGGUUGAUACCACAGCUUCAGGGUCUUUGUACCAAAUGCGACCAUAUCCCAGUCCGGGGACAAUUUUGAGGAAGAAAGCGCAGGAAUCAGGAGGAGGAGGAGGAAAUUCUGAUGAGAGUGAUGAAGAGAAAUGAAUAAAAUUAUGCUUUUAAUUAGAA